Williopsis jadinii is the source of this 1521-nucleotide messenger RNA. RefSeq names its product tRNA adenylyltransferase (gene CCA1). The record is from RefSeq and is a predicted model, not a curated record. Lineage: Eukaryota; Fungi; Ascomycota; Saccharomycetes; Phaffomycetales; Wickerhamomycetaceae. The transcript has a single exon. The coding region runs from base 1 to 1521 and encodes 506 amino acids. Gene Ontology annotation, molecular function: RNA binding; ATP:3'-cytidine-cytidine-tRNA adenylyltransferase activity. Gene Ontology annotation, biological process: tRNA 3'-terminal CCA addition.
AUGUCCACGGGUUCAUUCAAUGUGCUGGCUCCAAAGAUCACGCUUUCCCCUGUGGAAUCAAAGAUCACUGCUCUUCUGAAGGACUAUACAUCGUACUAUAACUCGACCCAUAAUCCUCAAACACCUCUGGAGUUGCGAAUCACUGGUGGAUGGGUGCGUGAUAAGUUAUUGGGGAAGCAGUCGCACGAUUUGGAUAUCGCCAUCAACAUCUUGUCUGGACAGACAUUUGCUGAGCAGCUGCACGACUACUUGAGAAGCCACCCGGAAUAUGGUGUUGAAACUGGUGGAAUCCACACCAUUGAGAAGAACCCUGAAAAGUCCAAGCACCUUGAGACUGCAACUACGAAGCUCUAUGGGCUGGACAUUGACUUUGUUAACCUCAGAAGUGAAGAGUAUACUGAAGACAGUCGAAUUCCGGUGGUUCAAUUCGGCACGCCGGAACAGGAUGCGCUGAGAAGAGAUGCCACAUUGAAUGCACUGUUCUACAACGUACAACAUGAUGAGGUUGAGGAUCUCACACAGAGAGGUCUUGUUGAUCUUCGAGACGGUGUGCUGAGAACACCACUGGACCCACAGAAGACGUUCUUGGAUGACCCGUUACGUGUGCUGAGGCUCAUAAGGUUUGCUAGCAGAUUUGGGUUCACGCUGGAUGAUGAAACGUACGCCGCAAUGAAGGAUCCUAAGGUCAAGCAGGCACUCCUAGAUAAGAUCUCAAAGGAAAGAGUGGGCGUGGAAGUUGCCAAGAUCUUGGAGAGCGAUGCUCCAAGAGGACUCGAACUGCUAUGCGGUGCUGAUCUGGUGAAGUAUGUGUUCAAUUUUGGCAGUCUUUCAAAAGACGUUGCGAUUAUGAACGAUUCGGAACUCCUCAACAAGUUUGAAUCGGCUAUCAAUGAAGAGACUCUAUUCCGUAUCCUCAAGAUCAACGAGCUGAACAAAAAUCUCGGUGUAAACGUGCUGCCGGACGUGCUAUCAGACCUCACUCUGAAGAGGCUGUUCUGGGCAGGUGUUGUCGUUCAGACGUGGGAUAGUACGAAGAUUACUUUCAAUAAGAAGGGAAAGGUGACCUACGCCGUCGAUGCUAUUCUCAGAGAAGGUGUAAAGUUCUCCAAAAAUGAUGCUGAUAUUAUCACCAAGGUUAUAACCUCCUUAGAAGAGUUUGAGGCCAUUGUUCUGGGAUUGGAAGGGUUCAAGAGAUCACAAAUUGGUACACUGCUGAGACAAUAUGGUGACAAGUACGAGUUUGCUCUUGUCUACAACUUCUGGAGCUCAGUUCUCACCUCCAAUGACACCCAAACCCUUGUUGACCAGUACCAGAGGUUCAAUCAGUUCGUUAAGGAUGAGAAGCUGGAUGAAGCCUACAGAUUGAAGCCAUUGAUUGAUGGUAAGUCGCUUUGUAAAAGAUUCGAACGCAAGCCAGGUCCAUGGAUGUCUGGAAUAAUGGACAAGAUCUUGUUGUGGCAGUUGGACAACCCUGACAAGUCCGUUGAAGAGUGUUUCCACUACGUUGAAGGGAUUCUAUGA